AUGGUCCAGCUGGGGAAGCUGCUCCGCGUCCUGACUUUGAUGAAGUUCCCCUGCUGCGUGCUGGAGGUGCUCCUGUGCGCGCUGGCGGCGGCGGCGCGCGGCCAGGAGAUGUACGCCCCGCACUCAAUCCGGAUCGAGGGGGACGUCACCCUCGGGGGGCUGUUCCCGGUGCACGCCAAGGGUCCCAGCGGAGUGCCCUGCGGCGACAUCAAGAGGGAGAAUGGGAUCCACAGGCUGGAAGCGAUGCUCUACGCCCUGGACCAGAUCAACAGUGAUCCCAACCUAUUGCCCAACGUGACGCUGGGCGCGCGGAUCCUGGACACUUGUUCCAGGGACACUUACGCGCUCGAACAGUCGCUCACUUUCGUCCAGGCGCUCAUCCAGAAGGACACCUCCGACGUGCGCUGCACCAACGGCGAGCCCCCGGUUUUUGUCAAGCCGGAGAAAGUAGUUGGAGUGAUUGGGGCUUCGGGGAGUUCGGUCUCCAUCAUGGUAGCCAACAUCCUGAGGCUUUUCCAGAUCCCCCAGAUUAGCUAUGCGUCAACGGCACCCGAGCUAAGUGACGACCGGCGCUAUGACUUCUUCUCUCGCGUGGUGCCACCCGAUUCCUUCCAAGCCCAGGCCAUGGUAGACAUUGUAAAGGCCCUAGGCUGGAAUUAUGUGUCUACUCUCGCAUCUGAAGGAAGUUAUGGAGAGAAAGGUGUGGAGUCCUUCACGCAGAUUUCCAAAGAGGCAGGUGGGCUCUGCAUUGCCCAGUCCGUGAGAAUCCCCCAAGAGCGCAAAGACAGGACCAUUGACUUUGAUAGAAUUAUCAAACAGCUCCUGGACACCCCCAACUCCAGGGCCGUCGUGAUUUUUGCCAACGAUGAGGAUAUAAAGCAGAUCCUUGCGGCAGCCAAAAGAGCUGACCAAGUGGGCCAUUUUCUCUGGGUGGGAUCCGACAGCUGGGGAUCCAAGAUAAACCCACUGCACCAGCACGAAGAUAUCGCAGAAGGAGCCAUCACCAUUCAGCCCAAGAGAGCGACCGUGGAAGGGUUUGACGCCUACUUCACGUCCCGCACGCUUGAAAACAACAGAAGAAACGUAUGGUUUGCCGAAUACUGGGAGGAAAACUUCAACUGCAAGUUGACGAUUAGUGGGUCAAAAAAAGAAGACACAGAUCGCAAAUGCACAGGACAGGAGAGAAUUGGAAAAGAUUCCAACUAUGAGCAGGAGGGUAAAGUUCAGUUUGUGAUCGACGCUGUCUACGCUAUGGCUCACGCCCUUCAUCACAUGAACAAGGAUCUUUGCGCUGACUACCGAGGUGUCUGCCCAGAGAUGGAGCAAGCCGGAGGCAAGAAGUUGUUGAAGUAUAUCCGCAAUGUUAAUUUCAAUGGGCGUUAUGACAUCUUUCAGUACCAGACAACAAACACCACCCACCCUGGCUACCGUCUGAUUGGACAGUGGACAGAUGAACUGCAGCUCAAUAUAGAAGACAUGCAGUGGGGAAAAGGAGUCAGGGAGAUCCCUGCCUCGGUGUGCACACUACCGUGCAAGCCCGGGCAAAGAAAGAAGACGCAGAAGGGAACUCCUUGCUGCUGGACCUGUGAGCCUUGUGACGGCUACCAGUACCAGUUUGACGAGAUGACAUGCCAGCACUGCCCCUACGACCAGCGGCCCAAUGAAAAUCGAACCGGUUGCCAGGAUAUCCCCAUCAUCAAACUGGAGUGGCACUCCCCCUGGGCCGUAAUCCCCGUCUUCCUGGCCAUGCUGGGGAUCAUCGCCACCAUCUUUGUCAUGGCCACUUUCAUCCGCUACAAUGACACACCCAUCGUCCGAGCAUCCGGGCGGGAACUCAGCUACGUUCUUUUAACGGGCAUUUUUCUCUGCUACAUCAUCACUUUCCUGAUGAUAGCCAAACCUGACGUAGCAGUGUGUUCUUUCCGGCGGGUUUUCUUGGGCUUGGGUAUGUGCAUCAGUUAUGCAGCCCUCUUGACAAAAACGAAUCGGAUUUAUCGCAUAUUUGAGCAGGGCAAGAAAUCAGUGACAGCUCCCAGACUCAUAAGCCCGACAUCACAGUUGGCAAUCACUUCCAGUUUAAUAUCAGUUCAGCUUCUAGGUGUUUUCAUUUGGUUUGGUGUCGACCCACCCAACAUCAUCAUAGACUAUGAUGAACAUAAAACAAUGAACCCUGAGCAGGCCAGAGGAGUUCUCAAAUGUGAUAUUACAGAUCUCCAAAUCAUUUGCUCCUUGGGAUAUAGCAUUCUUCUCAUGGUCACAUGUACUGUGUAUGCCAUCAAGACUCGGGGUGUACCAGAGAAUUUUAAUGAAGCCAAGCCCAUUGGAUUCACUAUGUACACGACAUGUAUAGUGUGGCUUGCCUUCAUUCCAAUUUUUUUUGGCACCGCUCAGUCAGCGGAAAAGCUCUACAUACAAACUACCACGCUUACAAUCUCCAUGAACCUAAGUGCGUCAGUGGCGCUGGGGAUGCUAUACAUGCCGAAAGUGUACAUCAUCAUUUUUCACCCUGAACUCAAUGUCCAGAAACGGAAGCGAAGCUUCAAGGCGGUAGUCACAGCAGCCACCAUGUCAUCGCGGCUGUCACACAAACCCAGUGACAGACCCAACGGUGAGGCAAAGACAGAACUCUGUGAAAACGUAGACCCAAACAACUGUAUACCACCAGUAAGAAAGAGUGUACAAAAGUCUGUUACUUGGUACACUAUCCCACCAACAGUAUAG
Messenger RNA from Propithecus coquereli (Coquerel's sifaka), 2721 nucleotides. It is a transcript of the gene GRM7, whose product is annotated as glutamate receptor, metabotropic 7. Gene Ontology annotation, molecular function: group III metabotropic glutamate receptor activity. The transcript is spliced from 10 exons. NCBI's taxonomy places the organism in Eukaryota, Metazoa, Chordata, Mammalia, Primates, Indriidae. The record is from RefSeq and is a predicted model, not a curated record. Bases 1 to 2721 code for a protein of 906 amino acids. Gene Ontology annotation, biological process: regulation of synaptic transmission, glutamatergic; G protein-coupled glutamate receptor signaling pathway. Gene Ontology annotation, cellular component: membrane.